Messenger RNA from Bipolaris victoriae FI3, 2013 nucleotides. RefSeq lists its product as hypothetical. Bases 1 to 2013 code for a protein of 670 amino acids. The transcript has 2 exons. Lineage: Eukaryota; Fungi; Ascomycota; Dothideomycetes; Pleosporales; Pleosporaceae. The record is from RefSeq and is a predicted model, not a curated record.
AUGGCUCCUAAGAAACGCCCGCUACCAUUCAAACCCGUCAGUGCAGGGAAAGCGAACUUCGAAGGGCAAAGAGCUGCCAUUCGACAGAAUGUGGAGAUAUUCAAGACCAAGGAGGACCAUCACCGUAGGAUUUUCAAAUAUCUCGUGGCGGAGCUAUAUGCUCGGAGCGAACGCCAGGGAGAUGACGACAUCACAGCAGAGCAACAUGAUAUUGUGGAAAGACUCAGAAGCAACGCCAGUGAUUUCAACUUGCUCUAUGGUGGGGAUAGCGACUUUGAAAAUGGGAGCGAAGAAAUGGUUGAUGCUGAGGAAGAAGCCUAUUUGAUAUCUCAAAGAGACGAGGUCAUUCAGCAAGUCCUCGAGCAGCUCGAUAAACCUAUAGUCAUGCGCGUGGAUGUCGAAUCAUCAUCUUCUCCGGAAACAAUUAUUCUCGAAGAGCCGGAGAUCUUGGACACAACCGAAAGUUUCGAGGCACAGUAUACGGAUGACGAAAUGGGGAUCAUAUGUGGCCUUGCCGAUUUGACCGGCGCAUCAUAUCAUCGAGCUGAGCAGUGUUUAUCCGCAACCCACUGGGAUCUGGAACUCGCUCUAUCAUACCUUGAAGAAGACCGACUCGCUUCGAGUACUGGAGGCCUUACAAAUGAUCAAAGUGAUGCCUUGAUCAAAUUCAUUCAGGAUAGGCCCGUACAGCAUGUAUCGGUGGGAUCGAGUGAUGGUGCAAAAGGAUGGGCUCUGGGACCGCAAGAGAGCGUCAACUUGAUCGCGGCACUUAGGAUCAAGUUACAGCAUGCCAAAGAGCAGAUCGCCGCUGAAUACCCACAAAACGAGGAGUUUGAACGUGCCGGCAGUAAAAUAAGAGUAGAAGAGGUAAUUGGGGAGACUGACUCAGGCUCGUCACAGAUUGAAGCUGCAUACACUGCACCAGCGAACAAGCUAGAUACCACAAAGAAAAGAAAACCCAGAAUGCGAAAAGGCCUGUCUCACUCUGGCCAACCUCUAUGGCUCGAUGCUGCAGACAACGUCAUUUCCUGCGCCGGCUCCCAAGGCACACCAUACCAACAAUACCUCCAAAUGCGACGCCGUCUCCAAAUUCAACAUUACGGACACGAAACCAUUCCCUCCGACGACCCUCAUCGCGGCAUACCGACAAGAGAACGAUGUCCACCACCUUUUGUACAAGAAGUAUCCGACGACGAAGGAGAUGACAAUGCCGUUUUCUUCGAAGAAGAAGACCCAACCAACGACCUCCAGGCCAUCAUAGAUGUCAUUCUCGCCCAAGAAGCAAAGGAAGCGAAGGAAGCAAAGGAAGCGAAGGAAGCAAAGGAAGCACAGGAAGUCGCGAAAAAAGUCAAAGCCGCAACUGUCAACGACAUUUCCGGAACAGGCGAUGAAGUAGACUCUGUAAUCGGCGAUGAGGCAGACUCGGUGAUUAGCAGCCUAGAAGGAGACACGCGGGUCAACUCUCCUGUUAGCGGCAAUGAAGGCCAAGAUGAACUCACCAUAACUCCCGCGUUAAGAGAUCUAUCACAGCCCAAGAAACUCUACAUGAGGGUCCGGUUUAACCUCGGCGGUGGCGUCGAAGUCGCGCCGGGUGAGGUGAGCAAUGAGGCUGCUGAAACUGAGGAGUUAGAACAGGAGGGGCAAUUGGAAGAGGAGGGGCAGGUGGAAGAGACUGAGCGGGUGGAAGAGACAGCAAAGGGGGAAGAAAUAGAGCAGGUUGAGGAGGAAGAGGAGGGAGAGAGAGGGAGGCGUGGGAUGGGACCGGAACGGGAGAGGACGGCGGAUGAGAUAGAGAAGAGGAGGAAGUUGUUUGUUUCCGAGGAGGAGGAUGCGUGGGAUGGAACGUUUAGUGAUGAGGAGUUGGAUUUGGACGAGGGUAUGGACGAGGAGGAAGAAGAGGAAGAAGAGGAGGGAGAGUCAGCUGGUGAUACUGAGAUCGGGAUGGAUGAUGAAAAGGAGAGUGAGGUCGAGCGAGGUAGGGAAGAGUAUCAGGGCGAGGGGCAGGGGGCCUAG